UUCUGCUCUCUUUCUUCAUUCCUCGUUUUGUUGGAGGCACAUCGCUAAUCUACUCCACUCUUGUCCAAUUUUUCUUUUAAUCGAUUUUCACACCAGUGUUUUAAUGUCACGUCGGGAAAGACGCUUACCAAAAUGGAGAUAUCACAUACAUUAAGUUGGGACCUUGUCCUGAUUUUGGCAGCGGCACUUACGUCACCUGCAAUCACGGUGCUGUGUAAUGACAUCCUGGGUCUGAAGGUGGCAGGAGAUCCAGUGCUGACCCCUACCUCUGUCUGCCUGCGGCUGGCGGGCCUGAGCAAGCGUCAGAUGCGUCUGUGUGUUCGGAGCCCUGACGUGACGGCUUCAGCCCUGCAGGGCAUGCAGGUGGCCAUCCACGAGUGCCAGCACCAGCUCAGAGAUCAACGGUGGAACUGUUCAGCCCUGGAGAGCCUCAACAAGCUGCCCCACCAGAGCGCAAUCCUCAACAGGGGCUUCAGGGAGACUGCUUUCUCUCUGUCCCUGUUGGCAGCGGGUGUGGCACACUCCGUGGCUUCUGCCUGCAGCUUGGGCAAGCUCCGUGACUGCGGCUGCGAGGCCAAGCGUCGCCUGGACGAUGACAAGAUCCGUCUCAAACUCACCCAACUGCAGCUGCAGACCCUACAGAGAGGCGGGGCCAGAGCGGUCAUGGGAGGGGACGGGGGAGGAGGCCCCCCCGCCCCCCAGGAUUUCAGAGAUGUGCCAGCCAGCCAGCGUUCUGGUUCUAUCCACCCCACCUCCCUCCUCAAUCCCCUGCCAGAGGACUUCAGCCCCCAGCAGGAAACCUGGGAGUGGGGGGGCUGUAGCCAUGACACCCGCUUCGGUGAGAGAUUCUCCAGGGAUUGGUUGGACUCCCGGGGGACUCCGAGGGAUAUCCACGCCCGCAUGAGGAUCCACAACAACAGGGUGGGCCGACAGCUUGUGACUGACAACAUGAAGCGGAGGUGUAAGUGCCACGGCACGUCAGGCAGCUGCCAGUUCAAGACCUGCUGGUACGUGUCUCCUGAGUUCAGGCUGCUGGGUUCUCUGCUGAGGGAUAAGUUCCUCACCGCCAUCUUCAUCAACUCCCAGAACAAGAACAACGGGGUGUUCAACCCCCGGGUCGCAGCUGGCAAUGGAGCCUUGAAUGGGGUUAGGAACGGGGCCGGAGUAGGAUCCAGAUCUGGGUCUGGGGGCGUGGGUAGCCCAAACAAUGUGGGUCGGCGAAGGCCGAGUGUGUCACGGGAGCUGGUCUACUUUGAGAAGUCUCCAGACUUCUGUGAGCGGGAGCCGUCCCUGGACUCCCUGGGCACCCAGGGACGGAUCUGCAACAAGACCAGCCACAGCAUGGACAGCUGCGGGUCCCUGUGCUGCGGGAGAGGGCACAAUAUCCUGAAGCAGACACGUAGUGAGAGGUGCCACUGCCGCUUCCACUGGUGCUGCUACGUGCUCUGUGAGGAGUGUCGAGUCACUGAGUGGGUCAACGUCUCCCUUUCAGCCAUGAUAAUCAGAAUGCCCUGGACCCCAUCUGCUGUUCUGUUCUGCGCUCCCCUGGUCUCUGUUCAGAAACAAAGAACACUCAAACAGCAGUAAGGCAUUAUUAUUUCAACUAACGAAUGCCUAGGCUACUAUUACAGUGUACAGUUUUUGUGUAUAUGAAAAAUGUAUAUUAUUUUGGUGUGUGAAUUUAUUUAGACUCCGUUGCUUGGCAUCUGCUGUGUGGCACCAGUUUAUGAGAGGAACAUAUGAGACCCAAUGACUGAGUGUUUCUCUGCUCAGGAUGGUGAAAUUGAGCUGAAGUCGUAAUAGUCAACAAAGCCUGAACACAACAGUUGGAUGCUGGAAAACAGAUAAGUCAUGUCACGAGUUCUGAUAUGGAAUGUGGGAAUAAACUCCAGAGGACGAUUAUACUCAUUGAAUAUUUUGCACCUGCACCUCAAGACUAAUCGGUUUCAAUUCUUUAAUUCCGAUUCUUCAUUGCAUGAACCAGGAGGAACUAAGGAAACAGAACUAAAGAGAACCAGGCAUGAUGGUUCCUCAACGUGUUUCUACUACCAACGGAAACAGAACUAAAGAGAACCAGGCAUGAUGGUUCCUCAACGUGUUUCUACUACCAACGGAAACAGAACUAAAGAGAACCAGGCAUGAUGGUUCCUCAACGUGUUUCUACUACCAACGGAAACAGAACUAAAGAGAACCAGGCAUGAUGGUUCCUCAACGUGUUUCUACUACCAACGGAAUCAGAACCAGAGAGAACCAGGCAUGAUGGUUCCUCAACGUGUUUCUACUACCAACGGAAUCAGAACCAGAGAGAACCAGGCAUGAUGGUUCCUCAACGUGUUUCUACUACCAACGGAAUCAGAACCAGAGAGAACCAGGCAUGAUGGUUCCUCAACGUGUUUCUACUACCAACGGAAUCAGAACCAGAGAGAACCAGGCAUGAUGGUUGCUCAACGUGUUUCUACUACCAACGGAAUCAGAACCAGAGAGAACCAGGCAUGAUGGUUCCUCAACGUGUUUCUACUACCAACGGAAUCAGAACCACAAGUCAUCUAGUGGGGACAGUUUUUUUGUGUCUAUGGAUUUUCUUGGAGAAGGAAACUCAUGUCUGGCUCUUGGUUGAGGGAUGUUUUUGACCUCUCGCCAUACUGAACUACAGGUCAUUUAGUGAAUACUGCACCUAGAACUGUACCACUCAUAACCAGGAAAUGACCACACACACUGUGUUAUUGCUGUUUCUUUUGUUUUGUGAUUAUGUUUUAUUUAGUGAAUCAAUAUAAUUAUUAUGUCUCAAAUAUGCCUCUACUUAUUGUUGCCGGACCGAAAUUGUCUCAUUCCAUUGUGAGAACAGCGGUGAUUAUAGGUCUCUGCAUUUCUGAUAAGUUUCAAUGCUAUGAAAUGUGUGGGAAGUAGUAUAUGAGUGCCCACUUCGAGAGAAAGGUAGAGAAUUGGCACACAUGGAUUGAGUAUAUCAAACCCAGGCAAGGCAUGCUCCAUUCCCAUGACCUGGAUUAGGGAGCUGAUGGUGAGGUGGGGUGAGGUGUGGGAGGGUUGGAGGUUUUGGGCAUAACCCACUUGGAACAACUGGUUGAAUUAACAUUGUUUCAACGUAAUUUGUCAAUAUAUUGUGACGUGGAAUCUAUGUGGAAAAAACAUUUUAUUUGAAAAAAGUAAAAAAUAUUUUUUUUCUAUUAAAUAGGCACAUUCUCCUCCUCUCCCCCGCAACUCUUCCCCACAACUCUUCCCCAGGUCCUUAGUGUACAAGAGAAAGUAGUGCACUAUGUUUUCUGCCAAUAUGCCUGGUAAAAUAAUGGUUAAUAAACGACUCUAAGGUGGGCCCUAUAAAAUG
This is a messenger RNA of Oncorhynchus nerka (sockeye salmon), 3343 nucleotides long. Its product is annotated as protein Wnt-10b-like. Gene Ontology annotation, biological process: canonical Wnt signaling pathway; neuron differentiation; multicellular organism development. Gene Ontology annotation, cellular component: extracellular region. The transcript has 6 exons. NCBI's taxonomy places the organism in Eukaryota, Metazoa, Chordata, Actinopteri, Salmoniformes, Salmonidae. The record is from RefSeq and is a predicted model, not a curated record. The coding region runs from base 133 to 1587 and encodes 484 amino acids. Gene Ontology annotation, molecular function: frizzled binding; cytokine activity.